Messenger RNA from Paralichthys olivaceus (Japanese flounder), 2997 nucleotides. The record is from RefSeq and is a predicted model, not a curated record. NCBI's taxonomy places the organism in Eukaryota, Metazoa, Chordata, Actinopteri, Pleuronectiformes, Paralichthyidae.
CCUCCCUCUCCUCCCCCCUCUCCCCCUGACGGCUCGGCAGCACCUCCCACAGACGCACAGCGGCGGCGCAGCUUCCACCGACAAUGAUAUUCCAGGCACUUGCGGCUCGUCUGCAGCGGUAGGAGCGAAGGAGGCGAGAAAAAGAGAGAGGAGCUUCACCUCCUCGAGCUGCGAGUGAGGCAGGGACGCAAAAAAAAAAAGAAAAGAAGAAGAGAGACACAGAGAGAGGUGAAAGAGAAGAAGGCUGUGGAGUAACAACCAAGAAAGACAAGAAAAGAGAGAGAAGACGGCAGCGGCUCGGAGGAGGAGUGUUUAAUUGUCUGCGCUAAAGUGUUUUUUACGCACACAUUCGACAUGUCAUCGUCCGGCAAAGACAACAGCGGUGCCCAACACGCCAAUUACGUGGGACCUUACCGUUUGGAGAAGACGCUGGGGAAGGGACAGACAGGCUUGGUCAAGCUCGGAAUCCACUGUGUAACAUGCCAGAAAGUCGCCAUUAAGAUUGUUAACCGGGAGAAACUCAGCGAGUCAGUACUAAUGAAGGUGGAGCGAGAAAUAGCUAUUCUGAAGCUCAUAGAACACCCACACGUUCUAAAGCUACACGACGUCUACGAAAAUAAAAAGUACUUGUACCUUGUGCUAGAACAUGUGUCUGGUGGUGAGCUGUUUGAUUACUUGGUGAAGAAAGGCAGGUUAACGCCAAAAGAGGCCAGGAAAUUCUUCAGACAGAUCAUGUCUGCGCUGGAUUUUUGCCACAGUCAUUCCAUAUGCCACAGGGAUCUGAAGCCAGAGAACCUGUUGCUAGAUGAAAAGAACAACAUCAGGAUAGCAGACUUUGGCAUGGCCUCCCUUCAGGUCGGAGACAGUCUGCUGGAAACCAGCUGUGGGCCAGGGCCACGGCCACACAUUACGGCUCUCCGUCUCCUCAUCUCAGGCUCUGGGUUUUAUGAUCCUGCACCUGUCAGAAAGUUUGGUGUGCCACCUCAGUGCCCAGACAUGUCACAGUCCCCCAACACCAGCCCCUGCCCGUCUCCAGACCCCAUCCCCAAUCGCCCGUGUGUCUCCACCCCCAACUCGCUCGCUCCAAACAAUGAACUCCUGCCGGCAGCGCUCAACAAGACGCAGACGCUCCCCACCAAACCCAAAGUCGCCCUGAAGCCUCUCCAGGCCACACGAUCCAACCCGCUCCCCGAAACCUCCCCAGAUCCAGAAUCUGCGGCAAAAUCGGAGCCCUCCUCUCCCUGCCAGCUCUCAUCACAGCCGCCCUCUGCCUCUGUGCCCCCCAGCCCUACUUCCCCAUCCUCCCCGUUCUCCCCAUCCACCAUCACCAAUGCUCCCAUCCCGAACAGCCCGCACGUACGGCGCACCCAUUUUGCCGCCGGCCCCCAGCUCUCUGUGCCCUUUAGCCCAGUGGUGCCCCUGUCGCCCAUCCGGCUGCACCACUUUCACCCCGUGGCACCGGCUUCUUCUGCAUUCACUGACCACCCACCCAAAUCUAUCCCCCUCAUACAGGUUACCCCCCACCCCUCCCCUCGAGGCAGCCCCCUCCCCACCCCAAAGGGCACCCCAGUGCACACUCCCAAGGACAGCCCAGCUGGGACCCCCACCCCAACGCCGCCCCCCAGCCCAUCCAUCGGAGGCAUGCCGUGGAGGACACGCCUCAACUCCAUCAAGAACAGCUUCCUGGGCUCACCACGCUUUCACCGCAGGAAACUCCAAGUCCCCACACAAGAGGAGAUGUCCAGCCUCACACCAGAGUCUUCCCCAGAACUUGCCAAAAAAUCCUGGUUUGGUAACUUCAUCAACCUGGAAAAAGAGGAGCAGAUCUUCAUCGUGAUCAAGGACAAGCCUCUCAGCUCCAUCAAGGCAGACAUCGUGCAGGCCUUUCUCUCGAUCCCCAGCCUAAGCCACAGCGUGAUUUCUCAGACCAGUUUUCGAGCGGAGUACAAGUCCACGGCCGGCCCCACAGUCUUCCAGAAGCCGGUCAAAUUUCAGGUGGACAUCACCUACACGGAGAGCACAGCCGCGACCAAGGAGAACGGCAUCUACUCCGUCACCUUCACCCUGCUCUCAGGACCCAGCCGGCGCUUUAAGCGAGUAGUGGAGACGAUUCAGAGCCAGUUGUUAAGCACACACGACCAGCCUGGGGUCCAGCAGCUGUCUGACGAGAAGAACGGACAAGUGCCCUACGGCUCCGGCACGCCCUCCAAGCGCUGCCCCUCGCCCAUGCACACCCAGAGGCACGAGCAUAAUGACACCAAAUGCCCCGCGGCGGGCCGAGACAGGGCCAAGUUGUCGAUGGCGUCUGUGGGGACACAAGAGGAGUCUUAAACUGCGACACUGUGUAGUCGAGCCAGUGCUAAAAACCCAUCCCAGUAUAAGCCAGCGACACAGAGAGAAUAUCUGUACAUAGCCAGAUGUAUAUAAUAAUAUAUGGACCUUUUUUGUAAAAAAUAACUUUAUAUAGACAGAAAUAUAUUAAGAGAAAGUGAUAUUUUACAAGCAGCAUACUGCACCUACACCACAAACACACUCCUUCCAUUCCCUGUUUCAUUACGCCUCAGUGUCCACCACCACCCUCAUCCUCCACCCCUCCACUCCUCCACCCCAACAAUCUAACCGCCUGUGGCCCUCGCUCUGUGUUUUGCUCCCUUGCUGCUAACCUGUGUGAUGACCUGACUUGUUUCUGACACCAGGAAUUAUCCAGAAAACCUAUUAAGUCCCUGCUCCUCCUGCUCCCUGCUCCGUCCGCCCUCCCUUCGACCGCCUCUCCGACUCCCCGCCCCACCCCACCCUGAGCGCGCCGAGAGAGAGAGAGAGACGGAGGACUGCUUUUAGAGGUACGCUCAGAAGUGUGUGGGGGGGAUGUUACCAUGGAGACAGGAACCUUCAUCCUCCUCCGUGCCCCUUGUCUACACCUCUGACAGACGUCAUUAGAAGUAGCUGAAAAUACCUUUAGUGUACCCUGCCCCCCCCCCCCUCAUCUUGGAAACACAG